Linderina pennispora is the source of this 2904-nucleotide messenger RNA. RefSeq names its product isoleucyl-tRNA synthetase. The record is from RefSeq and is a predicted model, not a curated record. Gene Ontology annotation, biological process: isoleucyl-tRNA aminoacylation. Bases 1 to 2904 code for a protein of 967 amino acids. Gene Ontology annotation, cellular component: cytosol. The transcript is spliced from 2 exons. Gene Ontology annotation, molecular function: isoleucine-tRNA ligase activity; tRNA binding; aminoacyl-tRNA deacylase activity. Lineage: Eukaryota; Fungi; Kickxellomycota; Kickxellomycetes; Kickxellales; Kickxellaceae.
AUGCGUGCCUAUGCGCAGGUGGCAGAUAGCAAGGGAAAGAAGCAGCCGAGCCCCUAUGCACACACCCUGAAACUACCCAAGACAGCAUUUCCGCUGCGAGCUGAUGCUGUCAACAGAGAGAAGCAGUUCCGGGAGCGGUGUACAGAUCAGCUGUAUCCAUGGCAGCUCAAGAACAACCCAGGUGCACAGUUUGUGCUCCAUGACGGUCCGCCAUACGCCAACGGCGAUCUGCACAUUGGCCACUUUAUGAACAAGGUGCUGAAGGACAUCGUGAACCGGUACCAGGUGAUGCAGGGCAGACGGGUUCUGUAUUUCCCGGGGUGGGACCUGCACGGGCUGCCGAUUGAGCACAAGGCGCUCGAGGCACUGAAGGGGCGGGAUCGCGACUCGCUCGAUCCGAUGGAGAUCCGGACCCUGGCACGCAAAUUUGGGCUCAAGGCGGUUGACAAGCAGAAGAAGGGGUUCCGGGAGUGGGGCAUCAUGGGGGACUGGGAGGAUCCGUAUCUGACGCUGCACCCCGAGUACGAGGCAAACCAGCUCGAGAUCUUCAAAUCUAUGCUCGCCAAGGGCUACAUUUACCGGCAGAACAAGCCAGUGUAUUGGUCGCCGUCGUCGCGAACGGCGCUGGCUGAGGCCGAGCUGGAGUACAAGGACGACCAUGUCAGCACCAGCGCGUAUGUGAAGUUCCCGCUCAACCAGGAGUCAGCGCAGAGGCUAGGCGUCUCGGGUGGCGUGAGCGCUCUGAUCUGGACAACGACGCCAUGGACUCUGCCCGCCAACAGCGCGAUCUAUGUGCAUCCCGAGCUCGACUAUGCUCUGGUUCGCGUUUCAGGUGGGGGCGAGCCGGCAUCGACUAUGCUUGUUGGCAAGGAUCGCCUGGAGAAGAUCGCUAGCCUCCUGCCGCCCGAGUCGAAUGUCGAGGUCGUGCGCGAGUUCAAGGGUGCUGAUCUUGAUGGCCUGGUGUAUAAUAGCGUGCUGCGUGGCAAGGAGUGCAAGAUCAUGCUUGCAGACUACGUAUCGGCUGAUUCGGGGACUGGGCUGGUCCACUCGGCCCCAGGCCACGGAAAGGAGGACUACGAGGCUGGCCUUGCAAAUGGGCUGGAGGUGUACUCGCCGGUUGACGACCAUGGGCGGUUCACCAGCGAUGCUGGAUCGGGGCUGGAGGGCCUUGAGGUGCUCGGCGACGGGGCCAGCAAGGUCAUCGAAAUGCUGGGUGAGCAGAAUGUGCUGCUGCAUAGCGAUAAGUUUGUGCACAGCUACCCGUACGACUGGCGCACCAAGCAGCCGAUCAUCCAGCGUGCCACGCCGCAGUGGUUUGCCAACAUCAAGAACCUGAAGCAAGCGGCGUGGGACUCGGUCAAGGAUGUGCAGAUUGUGCCCGAGGCUGGACGGCGACGUCUCGAGGCGUUUGUUACUGGGCGGUCCGAGUGGUGCAUCUCGCGCCAGCGUGUGUGGGGCGUGCCGAUCCCAGCGCUGUACAAUGCGCGAACAGGCGAGCCCUUGAUGACAGUAGAGUCGAUUGACCAUAUCAUCAGCGUGUUCCGGGCCAACGGCGGCUCGAACUCAUGGUGGACAUUGCCGGUGGAGGAGUUCCUGCUCCCCGAGUACCGCAGCAGCGGUGAGACGUAUGUGCGUGGCAGCGAUACGAUGGACGUCUGGUUUGACAGUGGCAGCUCAUGGAAGCUGCUGGAGAAGCGGGCCGAGCCGCGCGAGGGGCCAUACGCCGACGUGUACUUGGAGGGCAGUGACCAGCAUCGCGGGUGGUUCCAGUCGUCGCUGCUGACAUCGACUGCAGUGCGUGGCGUGUCGCCAUAUAAGACGCUGGUCACCCACGGGUUUACGCUCGAUGAGCAGGGGCGCAAGAUGUCAAAGUCGAUUGGCAACACGCUUGCGCCGAGCUUUGUGAUCAGCGGCGGCAAGGACAAGAAGAAGGACCCGGCGUAUGGCGUAGAUUUGCUGCGGCUGCUGAUCGGGUCUACUGACUACACGCAGGAUGUCAGCUUUGGACCGACCGUCUUCUCGAGCUUCAGCGACACGAUCCGCAAGAUCCGCAACACGACGCGGUUCAUGCUCGGAAACCUGGACGGAUUCACGAAGGACAUGGAGGUCCCGUAUGAGCAGCUGCAGCCGAUCGACCGGUACGUCUUGCACGAGCUGCACCACUUCAAGCAGCGGGCUAGGAAGGCGUUUGACAAGCAUGAGUUUUUCCGGGCGAUGCAGGCGCUGAACAACUUCACCAACUCCACGCUGUCGGCCUUUUACUUUGAUGUGUGCAAGGAUCGUCUGUACGCGGACGCAGUAGCCGACCUGUCGCGGCGGUCGGUGCAGACUGUUCUGUACAAAAUCCUUGUCAACUACACCACAACCCUAGCCCCAGUCACGUGCCAUCUGGCCGAGGAGAUCUGGGAGUUCUCGGAGCCCGUGCGGGGCAGCAAUGGUGGCGAGUUCAGCGUGUUCCAGCAAAAGUGGGACCAGACGGAUGCGGCAUGGGACGAUGCGGUGCUGGCCGAGGAGUGGGCUGGGCUGAAGAAGGUGCGCAGCCUGGCAAACCGGGCGAUUGAGGCUGCCCGCCAAGACAAGGUGAUUGGCAGCUCGCUGGAGGCAGAGCUCGACAUAUACGUUGCGCUGGAUUCGAGGCUUGGGAGGCUGCUGGCCCAGUACGCAGACAGCCUGCGGCAGACAAGCAUUACGUCGCAGGUGCGCGUCCACGAUGCAUCGCAGCUACCGGCUGGUCCCGCAGAGUUUGUGGAGACCGACGAGAUUGCAUUUGGCGGCGAGGCCACCAAGGUAACGGCGGUGUGCCAGCGCUCGUCCUUACACAAGUGCCCGCGCUGCUGGAAUCUCCACUCUACCGAGCCCGAGGCCCUAUGCCGGCGCUGCGACGAGGUGGUCGGCAAGCUCUGA